AUGGAGACUUGGCUGCAAGACGUACUAAGUGCAUUUAACUUGUGCGUUUGCAGGGUUUCUCAGGCUGCAGCAGACUUGAAGCAGUUCUGCCUGCAGAACGCGCAACAUGAUCCCCUACUGACAGGAGUAUCAUCAAGUACAAAUCCAUUCAGACCCCAGAAAGUCUGUUCAUUUUUGUAAUUACGUGAACUACUUCGGUAUCUUUC
This is a messenger RNA of Haliaeetus leucocephalus (bald eagle), 206 nucleotides long. RefSeq names its product guanine nucleotide binding protein (G protein), gamma 5 (gene GNG5). Lineage: Eukaryota; Metazoa; Chordata; Aves; Accipitriformes; Accipitridae. The transcript is spliced from 2 exons. Gene Ontology annotation, cellular component: heterotrimeric G-protein complex. The record is from RefSeq and is a predicted model, not a curated record. Gene Ontology annotation, biological process: G protein-coupled receptor signaling pathway. Gene Ontology annotation, molecular function: G-protein beta-subunit binding. The coding region runs from base 1 to 180 and encodes 59 amino acids.